Messenger RNA from Trametes versicolor FP-101664 SS1, 1125 nucleotides. RefSeq lists its product as uncharacterized. Bases 402 to 824 code for a protein of 140 amino acids. The record is from RefSeq and is a predicted model, not a curated record. NCBI's taxonomy places the organism in Eukaryota, Fungi, Basidiomycota, Agaricomycetes, Polyporales, Polyporaceae. The transcript is spliced from 5 exons.
CGGAAUCUGGACGUCAAGGUGACAAUCAGUCCUACGGUGAUCGCGGCGAGCCGGGCCCGCACGCUUAUUUGUGGCAUCACAUUGCACUGCAUCGAUACCUCGGGCGGGGAUUCUCUGUAUCGUCGAGAAGAGAAGCGCCUCCGGCUCUAAGUUGAGCGCUCCGCCACGGGCUCCUGACCGGAAGACCAUGGCUUCGAGCGCGCGCCUCGAGUACACCUGCACGGGUGGUGGUAGAUAUGCAUGACCUGCUAUGGUUGUCGUUUUGAACGCCUACGCGAGCGCCAUUCGUCGCAUCGGACUGACGCAGACAGCUGGAAAGCUAUAAAAGAGGGCUGAAUCGGCCCUCGUACCGUCAGCCUACCAGGUCUCUUCACCAGUAGCAACAACCUCCAGCACUCACAAUGCGUUUCUCCGCCAUCGUCGCCCUCGCCGCCUCCAUCGGCUUCGCCGUGGCCACCCCGUCUCCCGCUACGCCCGCCCCUGCUGCUCACGGCGGGAACGACGAAGCGGUGCUCCACACCGAGUCCGGGUGCGGCUCGUCGGGUCCUCUGGGCACCGGCCACUUCGUGUGGUUCAUCGACGUGGGCUGCAACCCUGGGGCCACGAUGACAUGCCAGGCGACCGACUCGACCGGAUGCCUCCCCGGCAACCCGGACCACAUCGGCUCCAUGGAAGUCGACGAUCCGAACGACACUGUUCAGUUCGCGAAGAAGUCGAACACGAACUCGGUGACGUUCGUGUGCCCCUCGGCCGGUCAGGUCCGCUGCCAGGCCAACUUCAACGACAGCGACGACGGCCCUGGCUACAGCCUCCGUGUCUUCUGACGAGUCAUUGAGCACCGCGGUUAUCAGAUGGACAUGGAGCGAUGACGGGACCAUAGAACGGUAUAUGUCAUGGGACGGGUAGUAGGCCGUAUCCCUUCCGAGUAUUACGGUCUAUUUCUCGAACUGGUAUAUCUGCAUUGUAGGGUAUCGGUCAGAAAUUCAUCGCGAGAUCUUCGUAAACUGUACUCAAUGCCGGCAGGACAGUCAUGCAGGCACAGCGGCACAUACCGGAGUCCAAGGAAAGCGGUCAAACCAGAAUAUAUGCUCCCUAAUUGAAAUAUUUAUGUUAGUACAAACUACG